Kalmanozyma brasiliensis GHG001 is the source of this 522-nucleotide messenger RNA. Its product is annotated as Complex 1 LYR protein. Gene Ontology annotation, biological process: succinate metabolic process; mitochondrial respiratory chain complex II assembly. The record is from RefSeq and is a predicted model, not a curated record. The coding region runs from base 1 to 522 and encodes 173 amino acids. Gene Ontology annotation, cellular component: mitochondrion; mitochondrial intermembrane space. The transcript has a single exon. Lineage: Eukaryota; Fungi; Basidiomycota; Ustilaginomycetes; Ustilaginales.
AUGUUCCGACCUACGCAGAGCACACUCUUCCGUGCAUCGCUGCGUCAGCUGGCGUCAGCGUCCAAUCAGCCCAUCCCACCUGGAUCCGAGAUCAACGCCGUAAAACGCACCGCCGCGACCAUUCUCCCGCCUGUCAAGCUGUACAGGCGCAUCAUCCGUGCCCACAGGAAGCUUGAUGCAGACAUGCGCGCAGUCGGCGACAACUACGUCAAGGACGAGUUUCGCAGACACAAGGGCAUUGACAACCCGCUUCAGAUCAUCGGCUUCCUCAGUUCGUGGAAGAUGUAUCUCGAUCAGCUCGAGGUGCAGCAGGGCCAACCUGGCGGAUUCAGAGGCGAACGUCUAGAUGCACAGCUGCUGGAAAAGAUGUCGGACGAGCAGAUUUACCAGAUUCACGAGCUCAUGACGGCCACCCAGGAGGCGUACUCGGAUAAGGCCCAGUCUCACCCUCCAAAUCAGCAGAGGGAGAUGGCCGAGAAAGCCGCUGCCGAAGCUGGCAUGUCGGUCAAGAAGAACGACUGA